GGACAGGAGGACGCACAAGACAGAAAAGAAGCUGCUGCAGGGGCUGAGCACGCCAAGAGCUUUUUAGGGGUUUGACGCACGCACGCACACACGCACGCACGCACGCACGCUAUGGACUACUGUUGAGCUCUUUGGAAAGAAGAAGCAGUGCGCGCACAGAACAGCUGCUGCUCGAACCUAACUAAUUGUAAUUUUUUUUUUUAAAGUUUUGAAGUUGAAUAUCAUCGGUUAUUUGAACACAACAGCCGGUCAAACAGAGACCAUCGCAGCAGCAUGAUGAAGAUACUGGUUUUACCGGUUUUAAUGGCUUUUUUCGCCGUCGCCCAAGUUUUUUGCGAGGAAAACGACCCGAAAGAAGAGGCGGACUACUGGACGAGCAGUAAUGACAUUCAGGACGGCUGGCUUGCCAGCGACCCAUUCAGAGAAAUCCUACGGCGGAUGACAAGAAAGCCACGGCCGCAUCAGUUCAUCGGCCUGAUGGGGAAACGCUCCAUGGCAAAUGCACAGAUCACCCGCAAAAGGCAUAAAGUCAACUCUUUUGUCGGGCUGAUGGGGAAAAGGAGCCAAGAAGAGCCAGGCUCGUAUGAGUGGAGCACAAUACAGACGUACGACAAGCGCCGCUAAGCCGUCUCCUCUCUACCAGCACCUGCACCCCAUCGAGCCAUUCCUUACCCGACGCUGGCUUUUGUUUUCCCUCAAACUGUGUAUAGCUGUUAGUCGAAUAAAAAUGAUUCUGUUUCCACAUUGUAGUGAUGUAGCAGUGCUGUACCUGUGCCAGUUUCCAGUUGCCCCAGCAGAAGGUCGUCGAGGGGAGGGGAGGGGGUGGGGUGGGGUGCCAUGUAUCAAUGUUAGUGGUUUCUGUGAGCGUUCUUUCACUAUCUGCCAUGCUACAAAACACUAAAUGUUGUUGUGGAUCAUCAAAGCAAGGCUAUGCCCCAUGGUAUGCUACAAAAAAAAUUUGCACUGCCAAAGUCACUGUAUAGUGCCUCAUUACUUUUUAAUUGCAAAUGAUUGUUCUAUAAAUACAACACACCGGGGGAAAAGCACUCAUUUCGGCUUGUAAGUGGCUUUUAGAAUUUCCCCAUCUGGUCAAAUGGUGUGA
Molecule: messenger RNA, 1102 nt
Organism: Anoplopoma fimbria (sablefish)
Lineage: Eukaryota; Metazoa; Chordata; Actinopteri; Perciformes; Anoplopomatidae
Gene: tac1
Product: tachykinin precursor 1
Exons: 5
Coding region: 274-624 (116 amino acids)
Biological process (GO): tachykinin receptor signaling pathway
Source: RefSeq, a predicted model, not a curated record